AUGGAGAUUGACCUAAACAUCACAAGCAUUGAGGUAUCCAAGGACACAUAUGACUUUCUGUUGCUGGCAUAUGAUGAUAAGGAGGUUGUUGUUGAGAAGAGCAUAACAAUGGUUUUCAAGAAAUUCCACGACACUAUAAUUGGAGAAAGCAGGAUCAUGCUGAUGAAGAAGUCGUUUCCGUGGGAUGUUUGCAAUGGGGUUGUUUUGCUGAGCAAUUCGUUUCUGAAACACAGCGAGGAGGGAUGCGAGCAUACAUCGGAUAUACUGCAUGGGAGGUACUAUGACAAGGUAAAUAGCUACGAUGUGUAUAAAAGAGAGGUUGUUGGAACAGUAAGGUAUUGGUUCUCAAGACGGAUAUGCGAAAGCAAUGAGCUGUGCAGCGAGUCAAGUGGCGAUGGAUUUGUUAAGAAGAUGUUUGAAUACUUCCUGAGCGAUGACAAGGCUGGAGCAAUUAUUAGCAUCAAGAAGCUGAUGGAUUAUAUCAACAGCGGAAGCAAUAGCUGUAAGAUAAGUAUUUUUUUUGGAGGGAUUCUUGUUGAAAGAUCGAUGUCUGACAUGAAUGCAAGGUUCGCCAAGGAUGUCGACCUGGUUCUUGAGAAGAAUGAGGAGAGUCUUCCAAAGCUUUUUGAACCGUUCUACAUUGAGAGUGCGAAUAACUCGUCUGAUAACUGUGGCAAUGCAUGCCGAAGAAGCGUGCUGUUCAAGAUAAGGCUGGAUGGGGAUGGCGAAGAUGAACCAAUGCGUAUGUCAAGGAUUCUCUCUAGUAAUGGAUACACUAUAUGCGACAUGGCGAUUCUGCGUGGAAUGAAGAGGCUGCUGUACUUUACGGUGUGUUCCUAUGCAAUUAGUUGGCCAGGAAUGUUUUUGAAGCCUCAGGCACAGGUUGACAAGAGCAUCCAAGGCGACCGAAGAGCUGUGCUGAGGAUUCUUGCGAUAGAAGAUUCUGAUCUGCUGAAGGUGUGCCUGGAUGCAUCUGAGGUGGUGCAGCAUGUUGUAUUCUACGACAGAGAGCACAGGAGGAUGGUGGUUUCGUUCAAGGGGACGACGAAUUCUGAGGAUGCAAUAGAAGAUAUAAACUGCGAAUAUACAAGGUUUAGUGAUGGGUUUGCACAUAACGGAUUUCUAAGACUCUCGAUGCUGUUUAUCAACAACCACAUUGAUGCAAUCAGGCAGAUGCUGGAAGCGAUGAGUUGCAGCAGGCUUUUGCUAUCUGGGCAUUCGCUUGGGGGAGCGAUUUCGGUGAUGACGAAGAUAAUUGUAGAGGAGAAGAAGCUGCUGCCUGGAGUGAAUGUGGAGGCAAUAGGGUUUUCUGCGCCGCCGGUUGUGUCUGAGGAGAUAGCAAGCAGAUACACAGACGGGAUUGCGGUGAUAAACUACGGAAAUGAUAUUAUUCCGAGGAUGAGCUUUGGAAGCAUUCUUGACCUGAAGUUCCUGUGCUGCUCGAUAGGCAAAAGGUAUGGGCCGUUUGAUUUUGGUAAGAGCAUUGAGAAGGACAUUGAUGUGGUAGUUGAGCACCUUGGCACAACCAAAAUGCACCCAAAGCUGUACUUUGCUGGGGAGAUUGUGCAUUUGAAGAGGAUCCGAUGCUCGCUGGAUGGGAAUGAAAGCCCGAUUGUUGUGUUUAGGAUGGUGGACAUGAGCUUCUUCGAGAGUAUUGUUCUGAUAAAGCAUGCACCGAAGCACCACAUGAUGAGCCAUAUUGAAAGUGUGAUUGAUGAGGGGAUAGAGAUUCUUGAAAGAAAGCAUGGCGAUACUCAUGGAUGA
This is a messenger RNA of Ordospora pajunii, 1764 nucleotides long. Its product is annotated as lipase. The transcript has a single exon. NCBI's taxonomy places the organism in Eukaryota, Fungi, Microsporidia, Ordosporidae. The record is from RefSeq and is a predicted model, not a curated record. The coding region runs from base 1 to 1764 and encodes 587 amino acids. Gene Ontology annotation, biological process: lipid metabolic process.